Messenger RNA from Corylus avellana, 927 nucleotides. The record is from RefSeq and is a predicted model, not a curated record. Lineage: Eukaryota; Viridiplantae; Streptophyta; Magnoliopsida; Fagales; Betulaceae.
AUGGAUGCGAUCCAAUGGUUCAAGAUUAAAUUUCUUGGGAGAGGAUCGUAUGGUACGGUCCACCUAGCAAAGUCCAGAAACAGGUAUGGUUCUUCUUGGUUAAUGGCAGUGAAGUCUGCGCCUAUUGAGCGCUCUUCUUCGCUGAUGAAGGAGGCGCAGAUUCUCCAAGAAUUCGUCAAUUGUCCUCAAGUUGUUCGUGGGUUGGGGUUUGAUGUCACCCUUGAAGGCGGCUUAUGGUUCUACAAUUUAUUUCUAGAGUAUGCACCGGGAGGCACUCUUCAUGAUUUAAUCCGAAGGAGUGGAGGAAAGUUGGAUGAACGUGACGUUAUAAAAUUUACUCGAAUGAUACUCAAAGGCCUUCGUUGCAUCCACGAAAAGGGUUACGUUCAUUGCGAUCUCAAGCCAGAGAACAUUCUUGUUUUCCCUUCUCCAGACGGCCGUGGAAGCAGCGUCAAGAUCACCGACUUUGGGCUGUCCAAGAUUCCCGGAGAUUUAAACGAGCUCGUGACAAAAAGGUACGAGUUCCGUGGAACACCGCUUUACAUGCCCCCAGAAUGUUUUCUAGUCGGUGAAAUCAAAGGUAGUUUGGAUAUAUGGUCUCUCGGUUGCGUCGUGGUUGAGAUGAUUACCGGAAAGCGAGUGUGGGAUUGGACAGGCGGCGUGGGUGGUUUGACGGCUCAACUUAUUACGGAGGCGCCCAAAAUACCUGAAACCAUGUCCGAGAUUGGGAAGGAUUUCUUGCGGAAGUGUUUUACAAGGGACUCAAGUGACAGGUGGACCGCAGAGAUGCUACUGCGUCAUCCGUUUAUCCUUGAGACUGAUCAAGGUCCGCCGCCAUCUACAAGAGCUGGCCUUGGUUUUUCUGUACCAUCAAAGAACCUGCCUCCUCUUCCUCAUGGGUUUUCUUCCAGAAGAAUCCUUGCAUAA